Branchiostoma belcheri (Belcher's lancelet) is the source of this 1855-nucleotide messenger RNA. RefSeq names its product tyrosinase-like. Bases 142 to 1698 code for a protein of 518 amino acids. The transcript has 4 exons. The record is from RefSeq and is a predicted model, not a curated record. Gene Ontology annotation, molecular function: tyrosinase activity. Gene Ontology annotation, biological process: pigmentation; melanin biosynthetic process. Lineage: Eukaryota; Metazoa; Chordata; Leptocardii; Amphioxiformes; Branchiostomatidae.
UUGCAUGACAAUCAAUAAAACACAUUUCCCAAGGGGAAUUUCCCCAGGCGAAAUACCGCUGUCAGACAGACAAACCCAAGUCUUUGUUCUGGGACAUCUUUGGGGAGGGUGUGGUAACAAAUCUGUGCAUUGUUUAUCAAAAUGGCGACUACGAAACGUCUAGUUUUCGUGGCUGUGUGGCUGUCUCUGGUUCUUGUGGCAGAUGCACAGUUUCCCCGCGCGUGCACGGACGCCGUGAGCUUCGCGAAGCGGGAGUGUUGUCCUAUCCCCGCCGGGUUCACGGAGCCGUGCGGCGGUGCAGGCAGAGGGCGAUGUGUCAACUUCACGGAUCAGACGCCGACGGAUCAGAAGGGUUGGCCCGACACCUACGACACGGACGAUCGCCGGCGCUGGCCUAGCGUGUUCUUCACCCGCUUCUGUCGCUGUGAGGGAAACUUUGGCUGGGCAGACUGUGGCUUCUGCAAGUUUGGGUUUUACGGCUCGAACUGUACCGAGACAAAACUUCUGACGAGAAAGAACGUUCUGAACCUAACAGCAGAAGAGAAAAACAAGUUCGUCGCCUAUGUCAACAACACCAAGUACGCGCAAAUCCAAUACGUGGUGGCCAGCCAGUCCUACGUGAACUCAAGCGUCAUCCCCCAGUUUAGGAACGUCUCUGCCUAUGAUUAUUUCGUCUACCUGCAACAUUUCGUGGAUCAUCUCCCAGCUGCAGGGUCAUCACAUACCAGCGAGGUUGACUUUGCUCACCACAGCUCGGGGUUCGCUACGUUUAAUCGCGCCAUUGUGCUGGGGUUCGAGCGGGCGGUCCAAUUUGUGAACGGGGACUUCGACUUCGCGCUGCCGUACUACGACUGGACCAAGACGCCACGCUGCAACAGUUCGAACGUCUGCAGCAAUGACCUUCUCGGUGCGACCAAGGACGCGAGCGGGUUGCUGGACGACGUGUCCGUGUUUUCCCGCUGGGAAACCGUGUGCUACCGGAACGCCACGACCGAGGACAAACCCUGUGACGUGACCGUGAAAAGCGGCCCGAUCGUCCGAAAGGCAGACGGUGAUCUCCCGACAGAAGAGGAUGUGAAUUUUGCUCUGAGGUUCACCACUUUUGACCAAUCCUGUUACGACACGGCGUCCGACUGUAGCUUCCGGAAUCUUCUGGAGGGAUUUGUGAACACAACAACAGGCAUUUAUGAUCCAAACGGGAACUACCUGAACGCACGGGUACACCAGAGCCUAGGCGGGACAGGAGGGACCAUGACUCAGCAGUCGUACGCUGCCAACGAUCCCAUCUUCUUCCUGCACAGCUGCUUUUUAGACCUCAUCUUCGAGAAAUGGAUGCGAAAACACAAUGUUGCUGUUGAGGAUGCCCUGCCCGAGUCAGGCGCCGCACCAGGCCACAACCGCUAUGAGAACAUCGUGCCGUUCUUCCCGCCAUUUCCCCACGCUGACGCGUACAAGAGGUCCACCGAGCUGGGAUACGAUUAUGCUGACAUCGACAGCAUAGGAACGAGUGGCAGGAACAUUGGGCCCACUGACUGUCCCGUGACUCCACCUACCACCAAGCCCACCACAGUCCCCGAACCUGGGGGCAUCACCGGAGGGGUCAUAGCGGGCUUCUGUGUAGCGGCCGCACUCGGUAUUGCAGCCCUAGGGCUGGUUGCCUUCUGUGCGUUAUCUAACAAAAGUAAACCUGCCCCUUAGGGUAAGGAAUUUAAUGGCAAAGUUAGAACGUAUUUUGUUUAUCAUUAAAGCACAUGAAAUAAAAUACAAGACUGCGAUGGCGGCGCUUAUACUACAAUAUACUAUGCUAUAUAAUACUUAUACUACAUAAAACAACAAAGAAAUGUUUUGUCUGUAG